This is a messenger RNA of Fusarium redolens, 1071 nucleotides long. RefSeq lists its product as uncharacterized. Gene Ontology annotation, molecular function: transaldolase activity. The transcript has 5 exons. Gene Ontology annotation, cellular component: intracellular anatomical structure. The record is from RefSeq and is a predicted model, not a curated record. Gene Ontology annotation, biological process: carbohydrate metabolic process; pentose-phosphate shunt, non-oxidative branch. Bases 1 to 1071 code for a protein of 356 amino acids. Lineage: Eukaryota; Fungi; Ascomycota; Sordariomycetes; Hypocreales; Nectriaceae.
AUGAGUAAAGUCACCUGGCUUGACAAGCUCCAGGAGCAAGUCAAGGUCGACAUUGACUGUAUGGACCCAGCAGAAGCGAAGAGAUUUCUACCUUUUAAGCCACAUGAUCAAACGAGCAACCAACGUCUAGUCUAUGAGCAAAUGAUCUCUCCCAAGAACCGCGAGCUGUUCUUGAAAACUGUCAAAGAAGGCAAAGAAGGAGGAUGGGAGGUGAUUCUUGAUCGUAUGAGUGCCCUGCUGUGUGCCAAAAACAUAGAGAACAUCCGGGGGCGGGUCUUGCUUCAGACUUCAGCUUUCCAUGCAUACGACACUGAAAAGGUUGUAGCCCAGGCCCGAUCCUAUGCGCGUGAGUUCGAGAAGCUUGGUAUCUCAAAGGAUCGAAUUUGUAUCAAGAUACCGUGCACAGGUCCUGCACUGAACGCCAGCCCAAUUCUACUCAAAGAAGGGAUCUUGACCCUGGGGACUUCUCUGUUCUCUGUCGCCCAAGCUAUCGCUGCCAGCCAGGCAGAGACGUUGUCUAUUAGCCCCUAUUACAACUUUCCUUGGUAUCACGCCGACAGAGAGCAGUGGCCUAAUCUCAAAGACCCAGCUCUCGAUCAUCCUAUUUCACCCAGAAUCGUACAAAUUCAGCAAGUCUACAAGCACCUUCAUGAAGCGACUGGCAAGACGCAACCAGUACUCAAGCCAGCAAGCUUCAUAUCUGCUCGGGAGGCAAUGGCCAUGGCUGAGCUUGGCUGCGAUCAUGUUACUGUUCCUGAGGAUAUCCUCCUCCAGCUCUCACUACUGGAUGCUGAGGCGAACCCGCCACCUGGCGGUGACUCUCAAAUGCAGAUCGGUACUCCCUCGCAGCGAAUUGCCCCUAUGGCGCAGAUUGAUUCCCGUGCCAGUCCCGUUUGUUCUGGGCUUCCAGCACUUGAUAUUGAGUAUCUGGCAGACAACGGGGCCGCAUUGACCCAAGCCAUCGCUGCUGACCCUGUUACUCAGAGGGGGCUAGCCGAAGCUCUCGAGGCAUUCAAAGCGAACGAAUUGCAGAGUCGAGAUGCGAUCGAAGAAGCUUUGAAGCAGUUCUGA